Molecule: messenger RNA, 384 nt
Organism: Lasiodiplodia theobromae
Lineage: Eukaryota; Fungi; Ascomycota; Dothideomycetes; Botryosphaeriales; Botryosphaeriaceae
Product: Vacuolar protein sorting 55
Exons: 3
Coding region: 1-384 (127 amino acids)
Biological process (GO): late endosome to vacuole transport via multivesicular body sorting pathway
Cellular component (GO): Vps55/Vps68 complex; endosome
Source: RefSeq, a predicted model, not a curated record
AUGGCUGGCCUCAAGACCAUCAUCGCGCUCUCUUUCGUCCUGGCCAUCGGCUUCCUCCUCGUCAUCCUCUCGUGUGCGCUAUGGCACAACUACUUCCCGCUGCUUGUCGUCGCGACAUACGUUAUAGCGCCGCUGCCGAACUGGAUUUGUGGCAGAGCAGCCAAUCCAGAUGAUUUCAUGGAAAGCUCCAGCAGCGCUGUGAUUGAUUUCGGCCGCUUCCUCACCGGUUUCCUUGUUGUCAUGGGCAUUGCUCUGCCUGCUGCGCUCGCUCACUGCGCCCUCAUUUCCUCGUCUGCCAUGGUCAUGUCCAUCAUCGGUGGCCUUCUUAUCUACGGCACUAUCAUAAGUUUCACUAUGUUUUUCCAGGAGGAUGAGGAAUUCUAA